AUGUAUUUGGCGUGCAUAGCUCAUGCGUUGUCCAUUCUGGCGGCGCCCCUUUCUACCCACAUUCACGUCAAGAACGAAAUAAAGCUGGAGAUUAGUGUUGACGCUAACGGCGACGAUGCGCACCGCAGAGUCAGAGGUGAUCGCGCAUUCGCGACGCAUCGACGAAGCUACAAGGUCGUCAUUUUGAUGACAAUCGAACAGGACGCAGAUGCUCACAAUUUGACAUCUGCGCAGUGA
Parastagonospora nodorum SN15 is the source of this 237-nucleotide messenger RNA. RefSeq lists its product as hypothetical. The coding region runs from base 1 to 237 and encodes 78 amino acids. The transcript is spliced from 3 exons. Lineage: Eukaryota; Fungi; Ascomycota; Dothideomycetes; Pleosporales; Phaeosphaeriaceae. The record is from RefSeq and is a predicted model, not a curated record.